Molecule: messenger RNA, 1053 nt
Organism: Lactuca virosa
Lineage: Eukaryota; Viridiplantae; Streptophyta; Magnoliopsida; Asterales; Asteraceae
Source: the annotation of a GenBank genome assembly
AUGGGCAAGAAAUAUUCCCAUCUACUUGUGGAGCUGAUCAUACUUACAUUUUCAGAGUCAAGUCUGAAUGUAUACAGCUGGGGAUGGUAUCUUCCCUUAGUUCUUAUCUGUUGCUUCAUUUUAACAAUUAUUGGGGGCGAUUUUGGAAGACUAGGCCAUGAAGCCAUUGACAGCAACAACGCCACCAGUACCACCAGCAACAACUUGACUACCGACCUAAACACUACUUCCAGUUACCCGGCUUCUCUUACGACCAACACCAGUACCCCCAGCACUGCCGUCAAAAAAGAUAGGGCUGAGUACCUCCCGCUAUAUAGAGCUAUUAAGAGGAACGACUGGGAAAAAGCCCAAGAAAUUUUCAACCAGGACACGGAUGCAUUGACCGCUAAACUCAAUAAGUAUGGCUAUACCGUACUUCACAUUGCAAUAAAUAAUGCGGAAAAUAUUCAGUUUGUUGAGAACCUGUUGAAGGAGAUAAGACCGGAGUCACUUCCAACACUAGUGACUAAUAAUCAGAAAUUCAACCCACUACACCGAGCUGCAGUUGUUGACAACACCAAGGCUGCAAGGAUGUUGGUGGAGAAAAAUCCACGUUUGUUAUUUAUAUUGAGCGGGGAAGACUUGUUACCUAUCCACAUAGCGAUUCUGAAUUCUCACAGAACAACUUUCUUAUAUUUGUUUGAUGUAUGCAAACAACAUAUUGAGCUCUCUCAACAAGAUGGAUCUCAUAGUCCAUUUGAGGGCGUAAAUGGUGCUUUGAUUCUCAAUAGUGCAAUUUCUUCCGGGUUUUUGGAUGUUUCAUAUGAACUGAUCAUGAAGUACCCUGAUAUGGCUAGAACAAAGAGCAAGACUAUGUUUCCAUUGACGUGUAUUGCGAACAAGUCGGACUCAUAUUAUAGUGGAAUGCGAUAUAACUUCUACCAAAGAUUUGUUUAUUCUUAUGUGCCAACAAAGGACAACCGCUUACACGAUGCAAAUAAGAUCCAAGAUAUUGAGAACCAAGACACUUAUAAUGCCAAGUGCAGAAAGAGCUACUUCUCUGAAGACGAUUAA